AUGUUCAGAAUUACUCCAGUUAGAAUCUUAACUCGUUCUUUCUCAUCUGCCGCCAGAAGACAAGCCAGUCAUGAUAUUGGUAAUGGAAUGCAUGGUCAAAAGACUUGGCCCCUGAUGAAUGUUUUGAUUAAGAAUUAUCGUCAUGAAGCUUAUUUAGCCAUACAAUGGGCGGUUGCUUUUACAAGUAUUAUGCUUGCACCAUAUUACAUUAUUAUUAAAGGUAGUAAAUUCCUUCAUAAUGUACCUAAAGAUACAGGUGCACAAGUUGAAAUUCAUGGGCUUGUGAACCGUCAAACUGAGGUUCAUCUUGCUGGUAACGGUGCAAGACCUGCUUGA
Molecule: messenger RNA, 336 nt
Organism: Hemisphaericaspora subhashii
Lineage: Eukaryota; Fungi; Ascomycota; Pichiomycetes; Serinales; Debaryomycetaceae
Exons: 1
Coding region: 1-336 (111 amino acids)
Source: RefSeq, a predicted model, not a curated record